AUUCAUACUGGGGAAAAGCCUCAUCAUUGUGAUAUCUGUGGUAAAUCAUUUUCUCAAAGUGCUAACUUAGCUACACACAAACGUACUCAUACAGGAGAGAAACCAUAUCAGUGUGAUAUCUGUGGUAAAUCAUUCACUAGAAAUAGUAAUUUGACUACUCAUAUACGUAUUCAUACUGGGGAAAAACCAUAUCAAUGUGAUAUCUGUGGUAAAUCAUUUUCCCAGCAUUCUACUUUAAACGGGCAGAAACGUAUUUAUACAGGUGAGAAGCCAUAUUAUUGUGAUAUCUGUGGUAAAUCAUUCUCUCACGGUAGUGACCUGCCUAAUCACAAACGUAUUCAUACAGGUGAAAACCAUAUCAUUGUGAUAUUUGUGGUGAGUCAUUCUCUCAAAAAUGCCACUUAAGUACACAUCUAAGUAUUCAUACACAGGUGUAAUCGUAUCAAUAUCAAAAUUUGUUACAACCCGGCAGGACAAGUGAGACCACAACCCAUGGCCUCUACCUGGGAUGUAGCCAGUCCACUUAUGCAUACCUUUCCUUCUUGGGACACAAAACUCUACUUG
Messenger RNA from Octopus sinensis (East Asian common octopus), 564 nucleotides. RefSeq names its product zinc finger protein 239-like. Lineage: Eukaryota; Metazoa; Mollusca; Cephalopoda; Octopoda; Octopodidae. The annotation marks the transcript as partial. Gene Ontology annotation, biological process: regulation of transcription by RNA polymerase II; central nervous system development. Gene Ontology annotation, cellular component: nucleus. Gene Ontology annotation, molecular function: RNA polymerase II cis-regulatory region sequence-specific DNA binding; DNA-binding transcription factor activity, RNA polymerase II-specific. The record is from RefSeq and is a predicted model, not a curated record. The transcript is spliced from 2 exons.